Molecule: messenger RNA, 1692 nt
Organism: Mytilus trossulus (common blue mussel)
Lineage: Eukaryota; Metazoa; Mollusca; Bivalvia; Mytilida; Mytilidae
Exons: 1
Coding region: 1-1692 (563 amino acids)
Biological process (GO): protein monoubiquitination
Molecular function (GO): zinc ion binding; ubiquitin protein ligase activity
Source: RefSeq, a predicted model, not a curated record
AUGGCAGCGUUGGGUCGAUCAUGUGACAUUUGCAUGAACCUGCAUGUUACAAAAUCUGCCAGCGUUUGGUGUUCAGAAUGUGAAGAGGCGAUGUGUGAAGAUUGUGAACCAAGACAUCGGAUACAGAAAGCGACAAAGAACCACAAGACAAUAUUAAUUAAAAAUUAUCUACAGUUACCAGAAUCGAUUACCAACAUCACGUUGGAAUGUGAAGAUCACAAUCAAAAAUUAGAUUUUUACUGUUCCAUUCACAGCGAGCCUUGUUGUACGCGUUGUGUAUCAGAAAAACACAAAGACUGUCGGGAACUUAAACCAUUGCAGGAAGUAGUUGAUGGAGUCAAGUCGUCUGCUGCAUUUUCUGAUUUAGAGGACAGAGUUAAUGAUAUGAGUCAAGCUAUUGGCCAGAUGAUUCAAGAAAAAACACAGAAUAAAUCGAAUUUAGAAGUUAAGAAAAAGACACUCAUUGCGGAAGUUGAACGUGUUCGAAAAGCAUUAAACAGUUAUUUGGACACAAUACAAGGUGAACUAUUAAGUAAAAUAGGAGAAACCAAAGAACGAGAAGGAGAUAUAAUCGAUUGCCUAGUUAGUAAACUCUCGAUAAUUCAAGCAAAGGUCGAUGAAAUAGCGGAUGCCGUUAUGAAAACAAAACAAUAUGCGUCUAAUUUUCAGACUUUUCUGGGUGUUAAUAAAUGGACCCGAGAGAUUGAAAACCAAGAGAAAGAAAUACUAGCAUCUCAAAGUUAUCAAAGUAUGGCUAAUGUAGAUCUUCAAAUAAAAAUUAGUCCAAUCUUGAAAAAGUUUGAAAAAGAUGUAUCCGAGUUCGGGAAGAUAGAGGUUAAUUAUUCCCCACGGAUGAAACUUGUUUUACAGAAAGAUAAACAAGGACAAGGUCUAUUAGUCCCGUCUUCACAGACUAUAAGUAAAAUUAAACUGUCAAAACUUCUUUCUUUUGAAAUACCACAGGGGGGUUUAGGAUGCCUGAUAACAGGAUGUGACGAGUUUGAGGAUGGUCGAAUCGUCUUCGUCGAUUGUAUCGAAACGAAUAAAAGACUAAUUAUUAUGUCUUGUUUCGGUUCUUUCCUGAAAGAAAUGAAAUUUAAGGAUAAGCCGCUAGAUGUCACAAUAAUAAACUCGAAUUCAGUAGCUGUAACAUUUGUGGACAAACAGAAAAUUUCUAUAAUAGAUGUAAACACAUUUAAUAUAUUAAAGGAAACACAUGUAAACAAGAGGUGUUUCGGAAUAACCUCUAUAGAUGGAAAUCUAUUCGUUUGUUUGGAUGAUAAAACUAUACAGAGCUUUGAUUUGUUUGGCAAUGUCUUGGCGACAUUAUCACAAAUGAAGUUUGCAGCAUACUGUUCAGGAAUGAAUAACAAAAUAUAUUAUGCAGCUUACGAUAGUGAUGAAAUAUUCUGUUGUAAUUCUAAUGGUAGAUGUCAGUGGAGCGUCAAUUGUGGAAAGUCUAACUAUCCGAUCGAUAUAGCAAAUGAUACAUCAGGAAAUGUGUUCGUAACAUGUCAAAAAUCCAACAAAGUGAUUGUGAUUGACCCUAAUGGAAAAGAGUAUAGAGUAUUGCUGACCAGUGGUGACGGACUAAAUCAGCCUAUGACAAUCCAUUACAAAUGUUCAAGAAACACACUUCUUGUAUGUAAUCAUACAUCGGGACAAUGUUUUAUGUACAAAAUCACAACUUAA